Molecule: messenger RNA, 980 nt
Organism: Vitrella brassicaformis
Lineage: Eukaryota; Vitrellaceae
Source: the annotation of a GenBank genome assembly
GGCUGUGCUGGCUGCACAUCACUGUACACAUGUUCGGGUGUUGUUUGUAUACAACAGGGUGACUCCCUGACGGACGGUCGUGUCAAUCUAGUUGAAUGGCCCAUGGACAAGAUGAAACGCACUCACUCCACUAGCACUUCAACAUCAGCAGUCUUCCUUCAUUCACACCGGACACACACCCAUCACUCGUCACUCACCCGGACACACACCCGUCACCCAUCACUCACCCAAUCUUGCUCUCCUCCUCCUCUGCCUUCGGCGACAUGUCAGCGAUCAGUUGAACACCAGAUGCAUAGGGGAAAUUCAUUGGGUUUGCUUGCUCCAUGCCGAAUCUCUUGAGUAUCUUGUCAAUGUACUUCUCUUGUGUGACCGUCAGGUUCCUCUUUUGUCGGUUUCGGGUGAUUUUGAGCCUAUGAACAUCCACCUCAUUCAGAUCCUUCAUCACAAACACACUCAACAGCUACUGCUUAAACCAGGUGACCCCCUCUUGUUCGCUGACAAUGAGGAUAUCACCAAUGAACACCACAAGAAGGAUGUUGUCGGCCUUGUGCAUGUACGCGCAGUGCUCCUGGGCGUGACGGGUGAAUCCUCGGUGGACCAAUUCGUUGUGGAGGGUAAUGUUCCAGGCUCGUGGGGCUUCCUUGAAACCGUACAGGGCCUUCCUGAGUCUCACGACGUGGCCGGGCUUCUCGUACCCAGGUGGGCACCGUAUAGGGACAGGCUUGUCUAACGGCGCGUUGAGGAAUGCUAUAUUGACAUCCAUCUGAUGGAUCUCCAGGUUAAGUUGGUUCGCCAGGGCUUGCAUCGCUCGAACCACAUGGUACGGCGUGGGCGAGAACACGUCAUCCACUCGAUUGCCGUCUUAUUCGAAUCCUCUUGCCACAAUGCGUGCCUGAUACUUGUCAGACUUGCGGGCAAAUACCUAUCGAGAUGACAUGAUUUUGGUCGUGGCUGCUGCCGCCUCUGGUAUGUACUCGAAC